AUGUACCCAUGGGUCUUCCUCAGCGACCAGCCCUUCAGUCCCGACUCCGCGCUGGCUAUCAAGUCGAUGACCCGCUCGCAGGUCUUCUUCGGCCUCAUCCCAGCCCGCCAAUGGGCGUAUCCUCCCCAUUUCAACCGUCGCCGAACCGCGCGCGCCCAGAAGCCCAGUGCCGCAAGCUCCAAAAAGGGGGCGGAUGACCAGAGCCGCCGGCACCUCUCCCGCUUCCACUCAGGGUUCUUCUUUUGGCACCCGCUCAUGGCGAAGUUUGAUUACUAUUGGCGGGUCGAGCCUGGGAUUCAAUACAACUGCGACGUGGAUUACGACCCCUUUGUGUUUAUGGAGGAGAACAAGAAAGUGUUCUCGUUCUCGAUCUCGCUGAUGGAGUACCAGUCGAGGAUCCCGAGCCUCUGGAAAACCGUGCAGGGAUUCGUGCGCGCCAAUCCGGGCCUCCUUGCGGCAAACAGCUCGCUUGAUUUCCUGGUGAAGGACCCAUCUUGA
Puccinia triticina is the source of this 498-nucleotide messenger RNA. RefSeq lists its product as uncharacterized. The record is from RefSeq and is a predicted model, not a curated record. Gene Ontology annotation, cellular component: Golgi apparatus; membrane. Lineage: Eukaryota; Fungi; Basidiomycota; Pucciniomycetes; Pucciniales; Pucciniaceae. Bases 1 to 498 code for a protein of 165 amino acids. The transcript is spliced from 4 exons. Gene Ontology annotation, biological process: cell wall mannoprotein biosynthetic process; protein N-linked glycosylation. Gene Ontology annotation, molecular function: alpha-1,2-mannosyltransferase activity.